AUGACUAUGAAUUCAUUUUAUGAUCGGACUUUUUCAGUACAUGAACAAGUUCUUUCAAGCAUAUGUGAAAACAUCUUACCGAAAAUUCAUGAUCAAGUUAAAAAACUUGUUAUUGAACAAGAUUCAGUAGAACGUAUUCUUACUUUCAAUUAUUCUCAGAGAAAACUUCCUAAGUUGAAAUGCUUCUCAUUGACUUCAAUUAAUUAUACACAUGAUUAUGAUGAACAGAUUAUUCCAUUACUUCGUCGAAUGAUAAAUCUUGAAGAAUUAAUAUUAUUUCUAUCAGUAAUAAGGGUUGACUCAACUGUUAUUGGUGGUAUUGAAUUAUAUUAUCAAGUGCUUAUUCAUAUGUCGCACCUAAAAAAAUUUGUUUUCAGUAUAAAUACAGGUGUUCUUAUUAAGAAUAAUAAAAUUGAUGUACCAUCAAAUGAAGACAUUCAACAUAGUUUCAUUGGAAGAGAAUAUGGACAAGUUGGUUCAUAUGUGCAUUUUAAACCAAGAACGGCAAUAGAUGGAUUCAGUUUUAAAGAAGUAAAGGCUGUAGUGAAAUCCCAUAUAUAUUCACUUCCAUACCAAUUCGAACAUUUUCUUCAUCUCAACAAUUCUUUUCAAGGUGGCAUGUUUGUUAAAGUCCGAUGCUUAACAAUGACUGAUACAAGUCCUUUUGAACAUCAAUUCUUCAAAGUUAUUUCUGAUGAUUUUCCUUUUUUGAAAGAGUUGAAUAUAAACAACAUUGAACCACAAAAAGAGAAGCAAUAUCCUUCGACACUAAUUUAUUUUCCUCAUCUUAAUCUUCUCAAUCUUGUUAAAGCACAUGUUGAUUAUGCUGAACAAUUUCUCGUCGAUACGAACACUCAUUUACCUUGUUUGUUGGAUCUCUGCAUCGAAUAUGAAUCACUCACAAUGGUAACAAACAACUUCACUAAUAAUGCAACACGUCUUUAUUGUGGUAAAUUAAAAGGACUUCAUAUAGAUAAGCCGUUUGUUCGAUCAAAACGUUUUGAUGAGUAUUUUAAUUUAUUAUUGUAA
This is a messenger RNA of Rotaria sordida, 1029 nucleotides long. Lineage: Eukaryota; Metazoa; Rotifera; Eurotatoria; Philodinida; Philodinidae. The record is from the annotation of a GenBank genome assembly.